UCCCCCCUAACGCUGCCUUCUGUACCAAGCUAGCUAACGCUAGCACUACUAGCGUCGAUUUCUACGUUUGCUGGAUCCGCCAUAUUCUCUACUAGAAGACCCUAAGAGGGCCUGUCAUCGUUUGGAGAUCCAGAGGAAUGACAUUUCUGAGUGCUGUGCGACCAGAAUAAGAUGCUGAAUGUCCUCUCAUAACAGCUGCAAUCAGCCUAUGCUCCAUAAAGCCAUUGCAUCAGCUUUCAUCAGUCCCACCUCUCAUCUACUUCUUGGAGGAAACCUCCAAGGUGCUCCUGGGAAUAUCCUGUGUAGAAUAUGUCCGGUCCUGUUUCAAGCCGCUCUCGAGUUUACCCUGAUGUAAACACACAGAGACCCAGAGAGUACUGGGACUAUGAGUCCCAUGUGGUGGAAUGGGGAAAUCAAGAUGACUACCAGCUUGUGCGAAAGCUGGGCCGGGGAAAGUACAGUGAAGUGUUUGAAGCCAUAAACAUUACAAACAAUGAAAAAGUCGUCGUCAAAAUACUGAAGCCUGUAAAAAAGAAGAAAAUCAAGCGAGAAAUCAAAAUUCUGGAGAACUUGAGAGGAGGACCCAAUAUCAUAACACUUUUAGACAUUGUCAAGGAUCCUGUGUCUCGAACACCUGCACUGGUUUUUGAGCAUGUAAAUAACACAGACUUCAAGCAAUUGUAUCAAACAUUAUCGGACUAUGACAUUCGCUUUUACAUGUACGAAAUUCUGAAGGCUCUAGACUACUGCCACAGUAUGGGCAUUAUGCACAGGGACGUCAAACCACACAAUGUCAUGAUUGACCAUGAGCACAGAAAGCUCCGUCUGAUAGACUGGGGCUUGGCAGAGUUUUACCACCCAAACCAGGAGUACAACGUGAGAGUUGCCUCUAGAUAUUUCAAAGGCCCUGAGCUGCUGGUAGACUACCAGAUGUAUGACUACAGCUUGGACAUGUGGAGUUUGGGUUGCAUGCUAGCCAGUAUGAUUUUCAGAAAGGAGCCGUUUUUCCAUGGACAUGACAACUAUGACCAGCUUGUACGCAUUGCAAAAGUCCUGGGCACAGAAGACUUAUAUGACUACAUUGACAAAUACAACAUUGAACUGGACCCACGUUUCAAUGACAUCUUGGGCAGGCACUCACGUAAGAGAUGGGAGCGCUUUGUGCACAGCGAGAACCAGCACCUGGUGAGCACUGAGGCACUGGACUUCCUGGACAAGCUGCUGCGCUACGACCACCAGGCUCGCCUCACUGCCCGCGAGGCUAUGGAUCACCCCUACUUCUACCCAGUUGUGCAGGACCAGGGCCGAGGAGCUCCUGCAGCAAGCUCCACCCCUGUAAGCUCCUCCAGCAUGAUGCCAGGCAUCACGUCCAUGGCAGCCAGCACACAGCCCAUGGCCAGCAUUGCAACUGGCUCCCCUGUCAUCUCGGCCCCAAACGUGCUGGCUACACAAGUACCUGCCCCCACGGGAGCCCAGCCCUGAUUCAAUCAAUCUCUCUCUCUCUCUCUCUCACUUCCCUCUAUCUAUCUGUCUCUCUUGUUCUUUUCCUCUCUUUUUGUUCUAUUGGUAAUGUGGACAGAGCCGCUGACUACUUCUUUUUUGUUAUGUUGACAGUAACAGAACUAAUGCUAAGUUAUCUUUUCUCCUCUUCACUUCAGUUCUGUUGUAUAGGGAUAUGGACUCCCAAUGUCUUUUAGCACCUGCCUGGCCGAAUUAAGAUGGGCACAGGAGUGCAAGUUUUCUCUUUACACCGUGACUGUCAAGAAACACACACAUGUAGACCUGAAGAAGGAAAAUAAAAUUUAUUUUAUAUGUCCCUCAAGUAUUCUUGUGCUUGACAACCAGUUCUUUGACCAACUCGUGUUUUUGUUGUGGGAGCGAGGGGACUCUGCAUUUUAUUGCUUCACCUUUAGGUGUUGUUUCACUGUGAAACUUGAUUACAAAUUUCACAAGAUUUGAGCGGGAUGCAGCCUCAUGUUUGGUGCCCUUUGGAUUAGUAUCUGCACCCGUUCUGCUGUACCGUGCUGGAGCUUCAGUCGUUCUGUUCAUGUGGACUUUUAACAUACUUGGACCAGGGCCCAAAUUCAAUCCAAACUGCUAAAUCAUUACUGAUGGUGUGUAUUCAAUCAUUAUGUGCACGGCAGAAACUGGCUGAUCAGUAAGUAGAGGCUGUUUCAUAGAUGCUGUACUGAUUAUAUGAAGAGCUCAUAGCAGGUUAAUUGGAUUUGGCUGUGGACUUGAUAGAUACUCAGUAGUUACUUUUAGGACAUGUGGCCAUUGAGUACCACAGGGUCAAUAGUAUGCCAAUUUGUGUUACUCACAGAACUGAACUUGUCUUUUCUUUUUCAUUUUUUAAAUUAAGCUUCUGACAGAUUUGUUUCAUACCAUGAAGAAUUUUGUAAGUUGUUAUUUUUCUCCUUGAUAGAUUAUCCAAGUAAAAUGUCUCGACUCCAUUAUUAAUUCAAUUAAACAAGCAAAAUCUCUCUUAAGAACUGCAUGUUAUUUUUGCUCUGAUGUGACUGAUUUGAGAAGAUGGCAAACAGUUAUGUUUUUGUGUUCCACUCCCCUAAAACGUCUGCAUAGAUUGCCAGGUCUUUUACUACCUUAAUGAUAAUCCUUUCCGAAUGGCUUUCUUUUGGUCUUGUCUCAGUGAAGUACUUGGUGUGUUGAGUAGUAUGUAAGGAGACCGAAAACACCCACUGCCUGUAUCAAGUCUGGAUAGUUAAAAACCUAUUAAAAUACCAUUGUGUAUUGUAAAUGAAAUCAUAUAAAGUUUGCAAUAGAUGUUUUGCAGCUAUUUUCUUGUUUUCUUUUUUUUUUUUUAGUUUUUUUUUUAAAACUCAUUUAAAUGAGAAAAUAUAUUGUUUAUUAAAAGAACAUGUCACUUCUUGAUUUAUUUUACUGUAAGUGCAGCCUUUUUUUGGUUAGUGGAUGGCAUGUUCAGCCAAGUGGAAGACAAGGCUACCUCACAUUUCUAUGAUGCUCAAUAAAAGGAUAACAACU
Electrophorus electricus (electric eel) is the source of this 3003-nucleotide messenger RNA. RefSeq names its product casein kinase 2, alpha 1 polypeptide (gene csnk2a1). NCBI's taxonomy places the organism in Eukaryota, Metazoa, Chordata, Actinopteri, Gymnotiformes, Gymnotidae. The record is from RefSeq and is a predicted model, not a curated record. Gene Ontology annotation, molecular function: ATP binding; protein serine/threonine kinase activity. Gene Ontology annotation, biological process: peptidyl-threonine phosphorylation; regulation of cell cycle; peptidyl-serine phosphorylation. Gene Ontology annotation, cellular component: cytosol; nucleus; protein kinase CK2 complex.